GGAGAAGCUGCACCGGAGGACGUGAGGAAGAAAGAAUCGACAUUUAUAUCGCAGGCAGGACAAUCGGCGCCGCGAGAGACGGACACAUGAAGCAUGAGAGGGUGGAGCUGAGGCUCAGCUGACCCUUCCCCUUUCCUCCUCCUCCUUUCCCCCCCGUGCGCCAUUCGAUUAGCACCUCCCCCCCUCCCUUACCCUCUUUUCCCCUUCCUGUCUCCCUCACCCUGGUGGAUCUCACCCAUCUUGCCUCCCCUCCUCUUCCUCCUCCUCUUCCUCCAAACCUCAAUCAGCCGUGCCCAAUGUACUCCCCGGAGCAGGAAAACAUCUCCACCACCGCCUCCACCAAAGUGCCAGUGAAGUAUGGAGAGCUCAUUGUGCUGGGGUACAAUGGCUCUCUGCCCAAUGGGGACCGAGGCAGACGUAAAAGCCGUUUUGCACUUUGUAAGAGACCGAAGGCAAACGGGGUGAAACCCAGCACAGUUCACGUCGCCUGCUCUCCACAGGCAGCCAAGGCCAUAAGCAACAAAGACCAGCACAGCAUCUCGUACACUUUGUCUCGAGCCCAGACGGUGGUGGUGGAGUACACCCAUGACAGCAAUACAGACAUGUUCCAGAUCGGGCGAUCGACGGAGAGCCCCAUAGACUUUGUAGUGACGGACACGGUGGCGGGCAGCCAGAGUAACGCAGACACCCAGUCAGUCCAAAGCACUAUUUCCCGCUUCGCCUGCCGCAUCAUGUGCCAGCGCACGCCGCCUUACACCGCACGCAUCUACGCCGCAGGCUUUGACUCCUCCAAGAACAUCUUCCUCGGGGAGAAAGCUGCAAAGUGGAAGACGUCGGACGGACAAAUGGACGGGUUGACCACCAACGGCGUGCUGGUGAUGCACCCUCGACACGGCUUCACCCAGGACUCCAAGCCGGGAGUCUGGAGGGAGAUCUCAGUCUGCGGGAACGUCUUCACCCUGCGUGAGACCCGCUCGGCACAGCAGCGAGGAAAGAUGGUGGACACUGAAAGCCAGGAGCUGGUCGACGGCUCUCUCAUCGACCUCUGCGGUGCGACCCUGCUGUGGCGCACAGCCGAAGGCCUGUCGCGCACGCCCACCCUCAAGCACCUGGAGGCGCUGCGGCAGGAGAUCAACGCGGCCCGGCCUCAGUGCCCCGUGGGUUUCAACACACUGGCCUUUCCCUCCAUGCGUCGCAAGGACACGCCGGACGAGAAGCAGCCCUGGGUCUACCUCCAUUGUGGCCACGUGCAUGGCUACCACAACUGGGGCAACCACCGUGAGGAGAGGGAGGGCCGGGAGGGCCGCCACAGGGAGUGCCCCAUGUGCCGAGCUAAAGGGCCCUACGUGCCGCUGUGGCUGGGCUGCGAGGCGGGUUUUUACGUGGACGCCGCCCCACCGACUCACGCCUUCAGCCCCUGCGGCCAUGUUUGCUCAGAUAAGACGGCGGCCUUCUGGAGUCAGAUCCCGCUGCCCCACGGCACACACACCUUCCACGCCGCCUGCCCUUUCUGCGCCCAACAGCUGAGUGGCGAGCAGGGAUUCGUCAGACUCAUCUUCCAGGGACCCCUCGACUAGCGGGGGCGGCUUCCCAGCAUCCUUUGGGAGAGGCA
Messenger RNA from Scomber scombrus (Atlantic mackerel), 1612 nucleotides. It is a transcript of the gene peli1b, whose product is annotated as pellino E3 ubiquitin protein ligase 1b. Gene Ontology annotation, molecular function: protein binding; ubiquitin protein ligase activity. The record is from RefSeq and is a predicted model, not a curated record. The transcript is spliced from 7 exons. NCBI's taxonomy places the organism in Eukaryota, Metazoa, Chordata, Actinopteri, Scombriformes, Scombridae. Bases 297 to 1577 code for a protein of 426 amino acids. Gene Ontology annotation, biological process: protein K48-linked ubiquitination; regulation of Toll signaling pathway.